GUUAAACGUUUUAUCUGGUUUCCUUCUUCUUUCUGUUGGGAGUAAACAACAAAAAGCUGCAGCAAUGAGCAGGGAUGCGGACAUGGAGAUUUUUGGGGUGGCUGCCCCUUUCUUACGCAAAUCUGAGAAAGAGCGAAUAGAGGCUCAGAACCAACCCUUCGAUGCCAAGACUUACUGUUACGUGGCUGAUACCAAGGAAGAAUACGCUAAAGGAAAAAUCAAGAGCUCCGAAGGUGUAAAAGUAACAGUGGAGACAGAUGAUGGCAGGACACUGACUGUUAAGCAAGAAGAUGUGUAUGCCAUGAACCCACCUAAGUUUGAUAGAAUUGAAGACAUGGCAAUGUUGACACACUUACAUGAACCUGCAGUUUUGUAUAACCUCAAAGACCGUUACAGCUCCUGGAUGAUCUAUACUUACUCAGGCCUCUUCUGUGUCACUGUGAAUCCAUACAAAUGGCUUCCUGUGUACAAUCCAGAGGUGGUGGUUGCCUACCGGGGCAAGAAACGAUCAGAGGCACCUCCUCACAUCUUCUCCAUCUCUGAUAAUGCUUAUCAGUUCAUGCUGACUGAUCGUGAAAAUCAGUCUAUCCUGAUCACUGGAGAAUCUGGUGCUGGGAAGACUGUAAACACCAAGCGUGUCAUCCAGUAUUUUGCAACAAUUGCAGCUACUGGAGAUGGUGCCAAGAAAAAGGAAGGACAAUCUAAGAUGAAGGGAACACUGGAGGAUCAAAUCAUCAGUGCCAAUCCCCUACUGGAGGCCUUUGGGAAUGCCAAGACUGUGAGGAAUGACAACUCAUCCCGCUUUGGGAAAUUCAUUCGGAUUCAUUUUGGUGCCACUGGAAAGCUGGCUUCGGCAGAUAUUGAGACCUAUCUACUGGAAAAAUCCAGAGUAACUUUUCAGUUGAAGGCUGAGAGAAGUUAUCAUAUCUUCUAUCAGAUUCUGUCCAACAAGAAGCCAGAACUGAUUGAAAUGCUUCUCCUCACAACCAACCCUUAUGACUAUCCAUUUAUAAGCCAAGGGGAGAUCUCAGUGCAAAGCAUUGAUGAUCAAGAGGAGCUUAUAGCUACUGAUACAGCUAUAGAUAUCCUGGGCUUUACUUCUGAAGAGAAAGUUGCAAUCUACAAACUGACUGGAGCAGUGAUGCAUUAUGGGAAUAUGAAGUUCAAGGAGAAACCACGAGAGGAACAGGCAGAGCCAGAUGGCACUGAAGAGGCUGACAAGGCAGCUUACUUGAUGGGUUUAAACUCUGCAGAUCUAUUGAAAUGCCUGUGCUUCCCUCGAGUAAAAGUGGGGAAUGAAUAUGUGACUAAAGGUCAAACUGUAGACCAGGUCCAUCAUGCUGUCAAUGCCCUCUCCAAAUCUGUCUAUGAAAAACUGUUCUUCUGGAUGGUAGCUCGCAUCAAUCAACAACUUGAUACAAAAUUGCCCAGACAACACUUCAUUGGCGUCUUAGACAUCGCAGGCUUUGAAAUCUUUGAGUACAACAGCUUGGAGCAGCUCUGUAUCAACUUCACCAAUGAGAAACUGCAACAGUUUUUCAACCACCACAUGUUUGUGCUGGAACAAGAGGAGUACAAGAAAGAAGGAAUUGAAUGGACUUUCAUAGACUUUGGCAUGGAUUUGGCUGCUUGCAUUGAACUUAUUGAGAAGCCCAUGGGCAUUUUCUCCAUCCUGGAAGAAGAGUGCAUGUUCCCCAAGGCAACAGACCAAUCUUUCAAGAACAAGCUCUAUGAUCAGCAUCUUGGCAAAUCUGCCAAUUUCCAGAAACCCAAGCCUGUCAAAGGCAAGGCUGAAGCUCACUUCUCCCUGGUGCAUUAUGCAGGGGUUGUGGACUACAACAUCAGUGGCUGGCUGGAGAAGAACAAGGACCCCUUGAAUGAAACGGUGGUGGCACUCUAUCAGAAAUCGUCAAUUAAGAUUCUGGCCAAUCUUUAUGCCAGCUUUGCAGCCUUAGAAGAUGCGGAAGGUGGCGGUGCUAAGAAGAAAGGAGCCAAGAAGAAGGGGUCAUCUUUCCAAACUGUUUCUGCACUUUUCAGGGAAAACCUGAAUAAACUGAUGUCCAACUUGCGUACAACUCACCCACACUUUGUGCGCUGCAUCAUCCCCAAUGAAACCAAAACUCCAGGUGCAAUGGACCACAAGCUGGUCUUACAUCAACUGAGAUGUAAUGGGGUGCUUGAAGGCAUUCGCAUCUGCAGGAAGGGAUUUCCAAACAGAAUCUUAUAUGGAGAUUUCAAGCAAAGAUACCGUGUUCUAAACGCUAGUGCUAUCCCAGAAGGCCAGUUUAUGGACAGCAGGAAAGCCUGUGAGAAACUGCUUGGAUCCAUUGAUAUUGAUCACACUCAGUACAAAUUUGGACACACUAAAGUGUUUUUCAAAGCUGGCUUGCUGGGCCUUCUGGAAGAAAUGAGAGAUGAUCGUCUGGCAUUGCUCAUUACUCGCACACAGGCUAUGUGCAGAGGAUACCUCAUGAGAAUGGAAUACCAGAAAAUGGUGGCGAGAAGGGAAGCUAUCUUCACCAUUCAAUACAACAUUCGCUCAUUCAUGAACGUCAAACACUGGCCCUGGAUGAAGCUAUUCUUCAAGAUUAAACCACUGUUGAAGAGCGCAGAGGCAGAGAAAGAGAUGGCUACAAUGAAAGAAGAGUUUGCGAAAACGAAGGAUGAACUUGCUAAAUCUGAAGCCAAACGAAAGGAACUGGAGGAAAAAAUGGUUUCACUGUUGCAAGAGAAAAAUGAUCUGCAGCUACAAGUACAAUCUGAAAGUGAAAGUUUGGCAGAUGCCGAAGAAAGGUGUGACCAGCUGAUCAAAACUAAAAUCCAGCUGGAGACUAAAAUCAAGGAGCUGACUGAAAGAGCAGAAGAUGAAGAAGAGCUGAAUGCAGAGCUGACAGCCAAGAAAAGGAAACUGGAAGAUGAAUGCUCAGAGCUAAAGAAAGACAUCGAUGAUCUUGAGUUAACAUUGGCCAAGGUUGAAAAAGAAAAGCAUGCCACAGAAAAUAAGGUUAAGAACCUAACAGAAGAAAUGGCAGUUUUGGAUGAAACUAUUGUGAAAUUAACGAAAGAAAAGAAAGCUCUCCAAGAGGCCCAUCAGCAAGCUCUUGAUGAUCUACAAGCUGAAGAAGACAAAGUCAACACUCUCACUAAAGCCAAAACAAAGUUGGAACAACAAGUUGAUGAUCUGGAAGGCUCCUUGGAACAGGAAAAGAAAAUCCGCAUGGAUCUUGAAAGAGCCAAGAGGAAGUUGGAAGGCGACUUGAAGCUUGCCCAGGAAUCUUUAAUGGAUCUAGAGAAUGAUAAGCAGCAGCUAGAAGAAAAACUGAAGAAGAAAGACUUUGAGUACAGCCAGCAACAGAGUAAAAUAGAGGAUGAGCAAAACUUGAAUAUUCAGCUGCAGAAGAAAAUCAAAGAACUGCAGGCUCGUAUUGAGGAACUGGAAGAGGAGAUUGAGUCUGAGAGAGCAAAUCGGGCAAGGGCAGAGAAGCAACGGGCAGAUUUGGCACGUGAACUGGAGGAAAUCAGCGAAAGGCUUGAAGAGGCUGGAGGAGCUACCUCAGCACAGAUUGAAAUUAAUAAGAAGCGGGAGGCAGAAUUCCAGAAAAUGAGGCGUGAUCUGGAGGAAUCUGCUCUGCAGCAUGAAGCUACCAUAGCAGCUCUCCGCAAGAAGCAUGCAGACAGUACGGCUGAACUUUCAGAGCAAAUUGAUAACCUACAGCGUGUUAAACAAAAGCUGGAGAAGGAAAAGAGCGAGUUCAAAAUGGAAAUUGAUGACCUGGCUAGUAACCUGGAGACUAUUACCAAGGCCAAGGCUAAUCUAGAGAAAAUGUGUCGAACACUGGAGGACCAGCUAAGUGAACUAAAGGCCAAAUCAGAGGAAAACCAGAGAUCAGUGAAUGAUUUAACUACUCAGAAAGCUCGUUUACAGGCUGAAUCAGGUGAACUGUCACGUCAAAUUGAAGAGAAGGAAAGCAUAAUAUCCCAGCUUUCCAGAAGCAAGCAAGCAUUUACUCAGCAAAUAGAAGAACUGAAGAGGCAGCUAGAGGAAGAAACCAAGGCAAAGAAUGCCCUGGCCCAUGCCUUGCAAUCUGCUCGCCAUGACUGUGACUUGCUCCGGGAGCAGUUUGAAGAGGAGCAGGAAGCCAAGAGCGAGCUCCAGCGCGCCCUCUCCAAGGCUAACAGUGAAGUGGCCCAGUGGAGGACCAAGUACGAGACAGAUGCCAUUCAACGCACAGAAGAGCUGGAAGAGGCUAAGAAAAAACUUGCUCAGCGUCUUCAGGAAGCGGAAGAGCAAGUUGAAGCUGUGAAUUCCAAAUGUGCUUCCCUGGAGAAAACGAAGCAAAGGUUGCAAUGUGAGGUGGAAGACUUGAUGGUGGACGUUGAGAGAGCAAACGCACAAGCAGCUGCUCUGGACAAGAAGCAAAGGAAUUUUGACAAGAUUUUGUCAGAAUGGAAGACCAAGUAUGAGGAGACCCAGUCAGAGUUGGAAGGUGCCUUAAAGGAAUCACGUUCUUUAGGCACAGAACUCUUCAAAAUGAAGAAUGCUUAUGAGGAAACAUUAGAUCAUCUUGAAACCAUCAAGAGAGAAAACAAGAACUUACAGCAGGAAAUAGCUGAUCUUACAGAACAAAUUGCUCAAAAUGGCAAAUAUAUUCAUGAACUCGAGAAGGCCAAGAAGCAGGUAGAGGUGGAAAAAUCUGACAUGCAGAUGGCUCUGGAGGAAGCAGAAGCAGCUCUCGAACAUGAAGAGGCCAAAAUUCUUCGCGUUCAGCUCGAGUUAACUCAGGUGAAAUCUGAGAUUGACAGAAAGAUUGCUGAAAAAGAUGAAGAAAUAGAUCAGUUGAAGAGGAACCAUCUCAGAACGGUGGAAACAAUGCAGACGGCUUUAGAUUCAGAAAUAAGGAGCAGGAAUGAGGCCAUACGGAUUAAGAAGAAGAUGGAGGGAGAUCUCAAUGAAAUGGAAGUUCAACUGAGCCAUGCCAACCGCCUUGCAGCAGAAACGCAGAAACAACUACGAAAUGUCCAAGGGCAACUCAAAGACACACAGCUGCAUUUGGAUGAAGCCCUCCGUGGCCAAGAAGAUCUGAAAGAACAAUUGGCCAUGGUGGAGCGCAGGGCUAACCUGAUGCAAGCUGAGAUAGAGGAGCUCCGGGCAGCUCUGGAACAGACAGAAAGAGGAAGGAAACUUGCUGAACAAGAGCUUCUUGAUGCCACCGAGCGUGUGCAGCUCCUCCACACACAGAACACAAGUCUCAUUAAUACAAAGAAAAAGCUGGAAGUGGAUAUUGCUCAACUUCAAGGUGAAGUGGAAGAUGCCAUUAAAGAGGCCAGAAAUGCAGAAGAGAAAGCAAAGAAAGCAAUCACAGAUGCGGCCAUGAUGGCUGAGGAGCUGAAGAAAGAGCAAGACACUAGUGCUCAUCUGGAAAGAAUGAAAAAGAAUCUGGAUCAGACAGUGAAGGAUCUGCAGCUUCGUCUGGAUGAGGCAGAACAGUUGGCCCUGAAAGGAGGGAAGAAACAGAUCCAGAAAAUGGAGGCCAGGAUCCGAGAGCUCGAGUCUGAACUAGAGGCAGAGCAGAAACGAGCCACGGAAGCCAUCAAAGGUAUUCGCAAAUAUGAACGGCGAGUCAAAGAACUGACUUUCCAGGGUGAAGAGGACAGAAAGAAUGUGAUUAGGCUACAAGAUCUGGUGGAUAAGCUUCAACUGAAAGUCAAAACCUACAAGAGACAAGCAGAGGAGUCUGAUGAACAGGCCAAUGUUCACCUCUCUAAAUUUAGGAAGGCACAACAUGAGCUGGAAGAGGCUGAAGAAAGAGCGGAUAUUGCAGAAUCUCAGGUCAAUAAGCUCCGAGUAAGGAGUAGAGAAAUGACAUCCACAAAGGUGGUAAUAGAAAGUGAAGAGUGAGUUCACUGAACUGAAGGCGGGAAUGUAUGCAAAAUGCAUAAUUUCCCCAAAGUUGAUGAUGGAAAACUAUAGAAAUCCUGUAAUCUUCCCUGAGCUAUCCUGAUAGAAAAUAAACUAUGCUAUGCAUAAA
This is a messenger RNA of Pogona vitticeps (central bearded dragon), 6029 nucleotides long. NCBI's taxonomy places the organism in Eukaryota, Metazoa, Chordata, Lepidosauria, Squamata, Agamidae. The record is from RefSeq and is a predicted model, not a curated record.